AUGUCAAAUCCUGUUCCUGCUGUAAUAAAAAAUAUUCAUGAGGGACCAACCAGAGGCAUUAUUACGCAUGGCUGGAAAAUUACCUCGACUAAACUUCCUAUUCUUAAUGCGAAAGAAAUAGAGCGUGCACAAGCAGAACUAGACAUUCCUCUUCCUGAAAUGUUCUUUGGCAAUAACCGGAUCACGAUCUCUAAUGAACAUGGAUUUGAACUUGAGUUUUCACCUAUGGAAGCUUUAAAGCACGUGGACGCGUCUAAAGAAGGUGGUGAUAAAGUUAAACUUGCAUAUUCGGAGGAAUGGAAGAAGAAAAGUGAGAGGAAUCAUGAGCAUGUUAAAGAUGUAGUGAAGCCAUACGACUGGACAUAUUCCACUUCAUAUCGUUGCACGGUGAAAUUAGCACCGGACGGGCAGGAUUUCAAGCCGACAACUGAUCGUAUUAACAUCGAGAAACUCAAAUUGCCAGAGCCAAUCAAUUUUUACGAUGAGAAUAUCCUUUUCGAGGAUGAACUAGCUGAUAAUGGCACUGCGAUGUUGAAUGUAAAAAUGCGAGUCAUGCCUUCUGGAUUCUUUGUUCUGCAACGUUUCUUUUUAAGGGUAGAUGAUGUAUUAUUUAGAUUAAAUGAGACGAGGAUAUAUCAUGAAUUUGGGACUGAUUAUUUAAUCAGAGAAUACUCGUCGCGGGAAGAAACUUAUGAUAAAAUACGCGCGGCGCUGCCGCCGUACAAAGGCGAUGACAUAUCGCAGUUGACCGAUCCUGAUUGGGUAUCUUCUAAAUUACCUCCACCACGGGAACAGAUCAUUGAGAAGAUAAAUGUUGUGCCAUCGAACACUGAACAACCAAAAUAA
Messenger RNA from Ambispora leptoticha, 846 nucleotides. The record is from the annotation of a GenBank genome assembly. NCBI's taxonomy places the organism in Eukaryota, Fungi, Glomeromycota, Glomeromycetes, Archaeosporales, Ambisporaceae.